AUGUUGACAACCACCAACGUUACUUGGCUAGACAUACUAUGCCUUACCGGUGUUACAGCCGGAGUCUAUCUGGUAAAGCAGGUGGUCAUCAAGAAGAAUCCUGCACCAUAUCCACCUGGUCCUCCGGGGUGGCCUCUCAUUGGCAAUAUUAUAGACAUGCCUCGCGUCAAGCCCUGGCUCACGUUUACUGAGUGGGGUGAUAUCACGCAUAUCAAGAUUCUGGGUCGGCACAUCAUUGUGCUGAACUCUGUCAAGGCUGCAAUGGAAACGAUGGACAGUAAAAGCAUUGUGUACUCUGAUCGUCCUGUUCUUCCCAUACUUGGCGAACUUGUUGGCUGGAAGAACGCUUUACCUUUCAUGGCUUAUGGUGACCGUUUUCGCCUGCAGCGCAGGAACUUCCAUCAGGUCAUUGGAACUCGUGCCGCAGCGGAAGUAUACAAUAUGAGCGAGGAGGUUGAAAUUCGCCGGUUUCUGAAGCGCGUGCUUGCAAAACCCGACCAACUGCAGGAGCAUAUUCGACAUACUGUUGGCACUGUCAUUCUGCGCAUCUCUCAUGGUUAUGAAGUGCAAGAGAACAAUGAUCCUUUCAUUGACCUUGCAAACCGCGUUACGACCUAUGCCUCGCAGGCCGCAGCUCCCAGUGCCGUUAUGAUUGAUAUCUUGCCAUUCUUGACAAAGGUCCCCGCUUGGUUCCCUGGUGCUGGCUUCAAGCGCAUGGCACAUAAAGGGCGUGACAACCUUGAAGAGAUGGUUUCUGCACCCCACAAGUUUGUCAAGGACCAAAUGGUUGCCGGCAUCGCCCCUGUGUCUUUUACCUCGACUCUCUUGGAAGGCAGUGAUGUGUCUGCGGAAGAGGAACACGGUGUGAAGUGGUCUGCUUUUUCCCUAAUCACCGGUGGUACCGAUACGACUAUUGCUGCAUUAUACUCGCUUUUUUUAGCUAUGACACUUUUCCCUGAUGUGCAGAAGAAAGCUCAGGCUGAAAUAGACGCAGUUGUCGGUCCUGACCGUUUCCCCACCUUUGCCGACCGCGACUCCCUCCCCUAUACUAAUGCCCUUGUCAAAGAAAUCCUCCGCUGGCAUGUUGUCUCUCCUGCAGCUCUCCCUCACUGUGUGACUAAAGACGAUAUCCAUGACGGGUACUAUAUUCCAAAAGGCUCCAUAAUCUUACCUAACAUUUGGUUCAUGCUCAACGAUCCACGGACAUAUGCUAACCCCUCGCAAUUCAAUCCUGAACGCUUCUUAGCUAAGGAUGGAAAGGAACCCGAGAUGGAGCCUCGCAUAGCCUGCUUUGGAUUCGGUAGACGUAUUUGCCCAGCCCUCCAUCUCGCCGAUGCCUUCAUUUGGAUAUCUACUGCAAUGUCACUGGCUGCGUUUGAUAUUUCAAAGGUCGUCGAGCAUGGCGCCGAGAUCACACCUGAAGUCGAUCCAUCCACAGCUUCAUCCAGCCACCCUAAACCCUUCAAGUGUUCUAUCAAGCCUCGCUCCGCAAUUGCCCUUGAGCUCAUCGAGCAAGAUGCUAACUACUAAGUGCAUGAUGAUGAGACUGGAGACACACGCACUGGAGAAAACAUUCAUGAGAGGUUGUCCCGCCGUCUCUUAUUAUAUUUCUCUAGGGUGUUUCGUGUCUUAGGCAUUGAUAAUAUCUAGUUGUUCUCUUCAAACACUAAUCGUGUUUACGACAUGUCUUAGCUUGUUUUAUGUUCGUUGGGGCGAUGCCCUAUGGUAGACAAAACGUACAAGUAUAUACCAAGUAUAAA
This is a messenger RNA of Suillus fuscotomentosus, 1760 nucleotides long. Its product is annotated as cytochrome P450. Gene Ontology annotation, molecular function: monooxygenase activity; heme binding; iron ion binding. The transcript is spliced from 11 exons. The record is from RefSeq and is a predicted model, not a curated record. Lineage: Eukaryota; Fungi; Basidiomycota; Agaricomycetes; Boletales; Suillaceae. Bases 1 to 1530 code for a protein of 509 amino acids.